AUGCUUACCUCUCUCUCUCUCUCUCUCUCUCUCUCUCUCUAUCUAUCUAUCUAUCUAUCUAUCUAUCUAUCUUUUGAUUCCUUUCUCUUACUGCUACUCUUUUCUUUUCCCCCACUUCUUUACUAUUUCGUCACUUCUCUCCUCCUUUUUAAUCUACUAAUGUUUUCUCUUCUGCUUGAUUUUUUCUUACAUCUUUCUUCUACGAUUUAUGACCCAUUUUGUCACCUUUCUCCUCCUUUCUCUUUCUUUCUCUCACUCUUUCUUCAAUCACAAUCUCUUUUGGUCUUUACUCGUUUAACUGUUCCUACGACGUUCUCCCCUCAACAUCUAUUUCUUAUGCCUGCCUAUCUAUCGCAAAUGUCUAGUUCUCUUUUCUUCCCAAUCGUUGCAGAAGAAUAUUCGUUUCUUUCACAUCUCGACUUAUUCCUUCGUUCACUUGUCUUAGUAAUAUUCCUUCUAUUCGUUUCCAUUUUUACUUCAUACAUAUUUUUCAGUUCAACUCGUUUGCCUUCAUUUUUUCUUCUUUUCUAUUCUCUAUUUCGAUUCUCAUGUCCUUUUAUUUUUCUCCUUCAUAUUUAUUAUCUCUUUCCUGACAUUUUAACUAUUUUCCCUCUGUCUACAUUCUCUCUUUUAUUUCUCAAGAACUCUUCGUUAUUUUCUCAUUUGUACUUUUCCUUCUUUUUCUUUCCUUAUAUCUCUGUUUUACUCAUUUAUAUUUUAUAUCAUUUUUGUUUUAAUUUAUGUCCUCUUUUUUUUGCCAUCUAUCUCCACACCUGUAACUUUUCUGGGUUGGAAAUUUCUCUUUUUAACUUUCGAUCACGUAGAAUAUUGUCUCUCUUUCUCUCCUUCUUUUUCUUUCUUUCUCUCUCCUUCCUUCUCUUCGCCUCUAUCUCUCUCUCUUCAUUGCAAAAACGAAUAAGUAUUGGUGUAACCAUUUCACUUAUAUUUCUCUCUCUCUCUCUCUCUCUCUCUCUCUCUCUCUCUCUCUCUCUAUCUAUCUAUCUAUCUAUCUAUCUCGAUAUAUGCAUCUCGAUAGAUGCAUCUCGAUAG
This is a messenger RNA of Acanthosepion pharaonis, 1050 nucleotides long. The record is from the annotation of a GenBank genome assembly. Lineage: Eukaryota; Metazoa; Mollusca; Cephalopoda; Sepiida; Sepiidae.